Molecule: messenger RNA, 11740 nt
Organism: Nothobranchius furzeri (turquoise killifish)
Lineage: Eukaryota; Metazoa; Chordata; Actinopteri; Cyprinodontiformes; Nothobranchiidae
Source: RefSeq, a predicted model, not a curated record
UCAAACCAAAAAGAAAGAAUGUGUCCUAUUUCAACUUGUAGCAUUGUGGGCUCGCCCAUUUAACUAGCGAAACUUAGCAGCUUCGGUGCUACAGGCAACAAGCCUAACGUGAGCUGUCAGAGGCGAAGGUUGAACACUCCGUGAUCCACCAGAGGAGAACAUGUUACUACUUCAUACUGAUAUGACGAUUACCACUCAGCCGCUAUCUUAUGUACUCAAGUCAUGAGUGCAAGAGACAAAUUUAAACUUAAAAGCUAGCCAUGCUAGCAUGGUUAGUAGAGGCUCGCGCCAGUAAUUUGGACCAGUGGUGGGAGCACAGAACCAUCAACGCCAGAAAACUAUCGCGAAUAUUUACAAUUAAAUUCUCAUUUGAAGUGGUUGGGCUUAUCGGUCAACCUGUUGAGAGAGAUGGCUCGCGUUAGGUUGCAGCUUGCCGGGAGCUGGUUGGUGACAGCGAGAGCCGGGCUUGAAAUCUGAAUCGGUUUCGCUGUUGUUCUGAUAAAGUGUCGGUUCUGAUAAAUGGUCUGUAUAGAUUCUCGGGUUGAUUGUAUCCCUGUGUGGCCUCUCCAAGAGCUCAUUAAUACCCAGCGUGUGUUUUAGAGCCAUCUGUAACCUUUUAGGACCAGUCAUUAGGUGACAGUUCUUUAGCCCUCUGAAGGUGCUCUGAUUUCCUGUUCAGCGGUGUUUACGUGGUGUAAAGGCUACUGUACAUGUUGGUCUGCAUUACACAUUUAGUACAUCACUUUGCAUGACACCUAAAGCAAAUUGACACUAUUUGAUUCACCUCAAACCUUGUCAAAAUCCUCUGUUGAUCUGGCCAAAAUCUAUUCUUUCUCCCAAAGCCAAUACGCCGUUACCUUCCCAGAUAUCCUGUUCAGGUUCCCUUCAGGCCACUUUGAUUAUAAUUGAGUUCAUGUGAUUAUAACUGCACAGAAUAGGAUCUCAUACACACGUGACCAUUUUCUUUCCAAUUGCUUUCUCUUAUUUCCUCAUCCUCAUUGUAAAUCAAAGCAGAACACCUACAAGUAAUGCUUAAACUAUUUUGUGCAUUCAGUGUCUGGAAAACUGUGUCUGGUUACCAUUUUGAGCCUAAAAAGAUCAGUUGAGCGUGUUUUAAAAACAUGUUUGAGCACUAUUUUUUGCAGAUAGGCAAGUACACCAACUAACCAAAGAAACUUCUGCAUAAGAAGAUAAGCUGUGAAGCAUUUUGUGUAUGCAGCAACUCGAAAGAUAACAUGCUUUAUUUCCUUUUUCCUUCUUCCAUGUGUUCUGUGUUCAUGUUUAAGAUGCCGGUUGUUGGUCUGUGGCUCAUGUUGUGUUCCUUAAAAUAGCCUCGCAGUCUCCCAGACCCACCCCACACGUUGGGGUUUUUGCAGGGGUUCUCAAGAGGGUUGCUGGAGCACGGUUACAGAGUGGUGCUGGAUUACCCUGGCAUCCAACACAGCCACGCACACAGGUGCAAACUCUACCUUCUAGGCAUGGUUUUCCCUAAAGCCAUGCAGAUUUAGGGGUUGAUUUAAGAGAGCUUCUGUUUAUUGUAUUCAGAUUGUGGAAACUUCCCUUUUCUUAUCUUGUUGGCAACUUCAAAAUGUCAUUUAUUCCAAAGUGACUAUAAUUGUUAUUAUUGUGGUGUUGUGAUUUGGUUAUGUCGCCAACAUAAAAAAUGUUUAAUCAAUGUCUGAUUAUAUUUUUCUGCUCUCUAUAUUCGUUCAGUCUCAUCCCACUUCUGUCUGCUUGUCAUAUCUGGUUUUCUUCGAAGGGGAAGAGGUGAAAUACGAUCCUUCUCCCCCUCUUUUCCUUUACUUCUGUCUUCCUCUUUAUAGACCUAACGCCUCCUACUGCACAUUAUUCAGCGUUUAGAGCAGGAAAUCAGGCUCUGAACACCAGCAUGUAUUAUACCAACAUGACGGGUUUGAAUUCUGAAGGCGAAGCAACGACGAAAAUGGGAACUGCUCUGGAGGCAGCAUGGAGUUUCCCACCACCAACCUGUAUGAGCUGGAGAGCCGGGUCUUCACUGACCACUGGUCUAUACCUUAUAAGAGGGAGGAGUCCCUGGGCAAGUGUCUCAUCGCCUCCACCUGUCUAGCACGGCACGGUCUUGCUGAUGCUGAUGAGAACUGUAAGCGUUUCGUGGAUCGCUGCAUGCCAGAGGCUUUUAAAAAGCUGUUGACCAGCAGUGCUGUACACAAGUGGGGCACCGAGAUCCAUGAGGGCAUCUACAACAUGCUCAUGCUGCUGGUGGAGCUGGUCGCAGAGAGGGUGAAGCAGGAUCCCGUACCCGUAAACCUGAUGGGAGUCCUGACCAUGGCCCUUAACCCCGACAACGAGUACCACUUUAAGAAUCGGAUGAAGCCGUGUCAGAGGAACUGGGCGGAAGUUUUUGGAGACGAGGCAAACAUUUUUGCUGUCUCCCCUAGCAACAGCUAUCAGAAAGAGCCUCAUGGCUGGCUGGUUGACUUGGUGAAUCGAUUUGGAGAACUGGGAGGCUUCGCUGCCAUCCAGACAAAACUCAACUCUGAGGAUAUCGAGAUUGCUUGUGUAUCAGCUCUGGUCCAGCCUCUGGGUGUGUGUGCUGAAUAUUUAAACUCCAGCCUCGUCCAGCCCAUGCUUGAUCCAGUCAUACACAAGACGAUCACAUACGUGCAGAAUCUGGAGGAAAAGGACCUUAAGGAUAAGCGUCUAGUAAGCAUCCCCGACCUGCUGUCUGCCAUCAAGCUGCUGUGUAUGCGGUUCCAGAGGGAGCUGGUCGCCGUGGUGGACGAUCUGAGGCUGGACACCCUCCUCCGGAUGCUCAAAACGCCCCACUUCUCUACCAAAAUGAACUCCCUCAAAGAGGUGACCAAACUAAUAGAGGAGAGCACGGUGUCAAAAUCGGUUAAGAAUGCCAUCGACACAGACAAGCUGCUUGAUUGGCUCGUGGAGAACUCGGUCCUGUCAAUAGCAUUAGAAGGUAACAUUGAUCAGGCUCAGUACUGCGAGAGGAUUAAGGGAAUCAUUGAGCUGCUGGGUAGUAAACUGUCUCUGGAUGAACUCUCUAAGAUCUGGAGAAUACAGGCAGGCCAAUCAUCAACUGUGAUAGAAAACAUUCAUACAAUUAUUGCUGCUGCUGCUGUGAAAUUCAGCUUUGAUCAGCUCACCCACCUCUUUGUCCUGAUCCAAAAGAGCUGGGAGGUGGAGAGUGACCGUGUCAGGCAGAAGCUGCUCAGCCUGAUCGGGAGGAUUGGCCGUGAAGCUCGCUCUGAAACCACAACAGGAAAGGUGCUAGAGGUGCUGUGGGAGCUGGCUCACCUCCCCACCCUGCCAACCAGUCUAGUUCAGCAGGCGCUGGAGGAACAUCUGGGGAUUCUGAGUGACGCCUAUGCUGUCAAGGAGACCGUGAAACGCAAUUACAUCAUCAAAUGCAUUGAAGACAUUAAGAAGGCGUCUCAGCAGAGCGUUCCUCAGGCCGUCUGGGUGGUCCCCGCGCUCCGCCAGCUGCAUGAAAUCACUCGUUCUUUUAUCAAACAGACCUAUCAGAAGCAAGACAAGAGCAUCAUCCAGGACUUAAAGAAAAACUUUGAGAUCGUCAAACUGAUGACAGGAUCUCUCGUGUGUUGCCACCGACUCGCUGUGACGGCUUCGGGACGUAACGGUCUCUCUGCUUCCACUCUAGUGGACGGUAGAUACACCUACCAGGAGUAUCUGGACAGCCACCUACGCUUCCUGGCAUUCUUCCUCCAAGAAGCCAGCCUCUACCUGGUCUGGAGCAGAGCCAAGGAGCUGUGGGAGUGCCUAGUGACGGGGCCGGACGUUUGUGAACUUGAUCGUGAGAUGUGUUUUGAGUGGUUCACCAAAGGACAGCAUGACCUGGAGAGUGAUGUCCAGCAGCAGCUCUUCAAGGAGAAGAUCUUGAAGCUGGAACCCUAUGAGAUCACUAUGAAUGGUUUCAGCUUGUUCAAGACUUUCUUUGAGAACGUCAAUCUGUGUGACCAUCGUCUGAAACGCCAGGGAACUCAGCUGUGUGUUGAGCGUCUUGACCUGCAAGGGAUGGAUUUUAUUUGGCGCAUCGCCAUGGAAACCCCAGAUGAGGAAAUAGCCAAUGAAGCGAUCCAGCUUAUCAUCACUUAUAGCUACACCAACCUCAAUCCUAAAAUGAAGAAGGAUUCUGUCUCUUUGCACAAGAAGUUCAUUGCUGAUUGCUACAAGCGACUUGAGGCUGCAAGCUCAGCCCUGGGCGGGCCUACUUUGACACAUGCGGUUACUAAGGCAACCAAGAUGCUGACUGCCACAGCCAUGCCAACUGUGGCCACAUCUGUACAGUCACCUUCCAGGUACAGAGGGGGGUUUGGAUCUACGAAGCUGGUGAUCAUUGAAAGGCUGCUGUUACUGGCUGAACGCUACGUCAUCACUAUAGAGGACUUGUACUCAUUUCCUCGUACUAUUCUACCUCACGGGGCUUCGUUUAACGGACACCCCGUCGCUCUUCACGUCACCUAUGAGUCGACCAAAGACACGUUCACCCUAGAGACCCACAGUAAUGAGACGGUCGGAAGCAUCAGGUGGAAGAUAGCCGAGCAUCUGAGCUGUCCAGUAGAUAAUGUGCAGAUUUUUGCCAAUGACAGUGUGUUGACGAUGAAUCGGGACCAGAAGCUGUUGUCCCAGCUCGGCUUCAGUGACGAGCAGAGCUUGACGGUGAAGAGCUCGGGCACUGGGACUCCUUCAGGCAGCUCCGAGUCCUCAGCCUCCGCUUCCAGCAGUUCCAGUUCUGCAGUCUUCAACUCUGCCUAUGCCUUGGAGCAGGAGAAGGCCCUUCCAGGUGUGGUGAUGGCUUUGGUGUGCAACGUCUUUGAGAUGCUUUAUCAACUGGCUAACCUAGAUGAGCCCAGGAUCACUCUUCGUGUGAGGAAGCUGCUGCUGCUGAUUCCAACAGAUCCAGAAGUACAAGAUGCUCUCGACAACUUUGUUCCUAAAGAGUCCAGCGUCUGGAGCCACCAGAAGACUCUGUUCACCCUCGGCCAGGGUGCAGGCUCUCGCUCUCCGUCUGUUACCCCGAAGCAGCAGCAUCAACCCAGUGCAGCGUCCAUCUUGGAGUCUCUUUUUAGGUCGUCUGCCCCCGGCAUGUCUACCUUCAGAGUGCUGUAUAAUCUGGAGGUGUUGAGUUCAAAGCUCAUGCCAACAUCAGAUGAUGAAAUGGCCAAAACCAGCAGCAAGUCCUUCUGUGAGAACUUCCUUAAAGCAGGAGGCCUCAGCCUGGUGGUGAACGUCAUGCAGAGAGACUCCAUCCCAUCUGAAGUGGACUACGAAACCAGACAAGGAGUCUACUCCAUCUGUCUUCAGCUGGCCAGGUUUCUUCUCGUUGGUCAGAGCAUGCCGGCUGUACUGGAUGACGAUAUCAUCAGGGACGGGGACGCCUUGUCUUCCCGGCCGUUCCGCAAUGCCAGUCGGACGGGUCGGCAACUGUCCCUCUGUGGAACUCCAGAGAAGUCCUCCUGCAGACAGAUGUCUCUGUCUGAGCGCUCAUCCAUCCGGGUGGAGGAGAUCAUACCUGCAGCUCGUGUUGCCAUACAGACCAUGGAGGUCAACGACUUCACUUCCACUGUAGCCUGUUUCAUGCGUCUGACCUGGGCAGCUGCAGCUGGUCGACUGGACCUGGUGGGCAGCCCGCAACCUAUUAAAGAAACCCACAGCUCCCUUCUGCCACAGGGGGUUCGCACCAGAGUCAGCAGCACCGGAAGUAACUGCAGCUCCAGCAGUGAGGGAGAGACCACGCCAACGGCACUGCAUGCAGGGAUAUGUGUUCGUCAGCAGAGCGUCUCCAUCAAGGAUGCCAUCAUUGCCCGCGAGGCUCUGUCUCUGCUGGUUACCUGUCUGCAGUUACGCUGUCAGCAGCUGUCUUCUUUCUACACCCUCCUCUCUGUCAACGAUUUCAUUAUUGAUAUUCUGCUGGGAUCGCCCAGCUCAGAGAUCCGCCAUGUGGCUUGUGAUCAGCUCUAUACCCUGAGUCAGUCUGACACGUCAGCCUUCCCUGAAGUCCAGAAACCCAACCUGUUCCUCCUUUCAGUCAUUCUCACUGCCCAGCUGCCUCUGUGGAGUCCCACAUCUGUCAUGAGAGGCGUCAACCAAAGGUUACUGUCCCAGUGCACAGAGUACUUUGAUCUAAGAUGCCAGCUUCUGGAUGAUCUAACGACAUCAGAGAUGGAGGCGUUAAAAGUGAGCGCUGCCACCAUGCUGGAGGAUGAGAUCUCUUGGCUCGACAACUUCGAGCCCAGCUGGAGCUCAGAGAUGGAGACCAGCGAGGCAGAUAACAUUCUGCUGGCAGGACACCUCAGACUCAUCAAGACGUUGCUGUCGCUCUGCGGUAAUGAGAAAGAACACCUUGGUCCGUCCGUCAUUCAGCAGUUGUUGGAUGAUUUUCUGUUUCGAGCUUCUCGUAUUAUCAUCAACAGCUCCAACCCUACACCUUCUCCAGCCCCCAGCCACGACUUCCACCCCAAGUGCAGCACAGCCAGCAGUCGGCUGGCAGCCUACGAGGUGCUGGUGAUGCUGGCAGACAGCUCACUCUCAAACCUCCGCCUCAUCACCAAAGAGUUGCUGUCCAUGCACCACCAGUCGGAUCCAUCCCUCUCCAAGGAGUUUGAUUAUUUACCCCCCGUGGAGAGCCGUUCGGUCUCAGGAUUUGUCGGAUUGAAAAAUGGAGGAGCCACAUGUUACAUGAACGCCGUGUUCCAGCAGCUUUACAUGCAGCCCGGCCUACCUGAGGCUUUUCUGGCCAUCGAGGACGACACCGACCAGCCGGAGGAAAGCGUCUUCUACCAGGUCCAGUCCUUGUUUGGACACCUCAUGGAGAGCAAACUGCAGUACUAUGUGCCAGAGAACUUUUGGAAGAUUUUCAAGAUGUGGAACAAGGAGCUGUAUGUGAGAGAGCAGCAGGAUGCCUAUGAGUUCUUCACCAGCCUGGUGGACCAGCUCGAUGAACACCUGAAGAAAAUGGGCCGAGAACAAAUCUUCAAAAACACAUUUCAGGGAAUUUUCUCGGAUCAAAAGAUUUGUAAAGACUGCCCACACCGAUACGAGCGUGAGGAGACGUUCAUGGCGCUGAAUCUUGGCGUGACUUCUUGCCAGAGUUUGGAGAUCUCAUUGGACCAGUUUGUCCGAGGAGAGGUGCUAGAGGGCAGCAACGCUUAUUACUGUGAAAAAUGCAAAGAGAAGAGAACAACUGUGAAGAGGACUUGCAUCAAAUCCCUGCCCAGCGUUCUCUGUAUUCAUCUGAUGCGCUUCGGCUUCGACUGGGAAAGUGGGCGAUCCAUCAAAUACGACGAGCAGAUCAGGUUCCCCUGGGUGUUGAACAUGGAGCCCUACACUGUGUCUGGAAUGGCUCGUCAGGACUGCAGCGGAGAGGGAGGCGAGGGAAGAGGAGACGGUGCCUCUGGAGGAUCUCCCAGGAAGAAGGUCACUAUUUCAGAGAACUAUGAGUUGGUUGGGGUUGUGGUCCACAGUGGUCAAGCUCACGCGGGACACUACUACUCCUUCAUCAAAGACAGACGCGGGAGCGGUCGAGGGCGCUGGUACAAGUUCAACGACAACGUGGUAGAGGAGUUCGAUAUGAACGAUGAAACUCUGGAGUACGAGUGCUUCGGGGGAGAAUACCGACCCAAAGUCUAUGAUCAGUCCAACCCUUACCCAGACGUACGGAGGAGGUACUGGAACGCUUACAUGUUAUUCUAUCAGAAGAUCAGUGACCAGAACUCACCCGCCCUGCCCAAGAAGAGCAGAGUCAGCAUCAUGAGGCAGGAGGCGGAGGACCUGUCACUGUCUGCCCCGUCCUCGCCCGACGUGUCCCCCCAGUCUUCUCCUCGGCCCCCAAGAGCCAACAACGACCGCCUGACCCUUCUCACUCGACUGGUUCGCAAAGGGGAGAAGAAGGGUCUGUUUGUAGAAAAAAUGCCUGCCAGCAUCUAUCAGAUGGUGAGAGACGAGAAUCUGAGGUUCAUGAGGAACAGAGACGUCUACAACAGCGACUACUUCAACUUCGUCCUCUCCCUGGCAUCAGUCAAUGCAACUAAACUCAAGCAUCCAGGAUACCAGCCCAUGGCCAAAGAGAGUCUCCAGCUGGCUGUUCACUUCCUGUUCCACACCUACCUGCACACCAAAAAGAAACUCAGAGUGGACACAGAGGAGUGGAUGGCAGCGGUGGAGGUGUUGCUGUCUAAAAGCAGCGAGGCGUGUCAGUGGAUGGUUCAGUACCUGGUGGGACCAGAGGGGCGGGAGAUCAUCAGGGUCUGUUUGUUGGAGUGCAGUGUGCGAGAGGUGAGGAUGGUAGUCUCAUCCAUCCUGGAGAAAACUCUGGAGAGCGCGCUGCAGUUCGGAGACCCCGGCCUGGACAGUCUGACGGACGUCCUGCUCUCCUUAUUGGACAAAGACGUCCCUGAAAAUGUGAAAAACUGUGCCCAGUACUUCAGUCUCUUCAGUAACUUUGCUCAGAAGGGUUGUGGACCUUGUCAGCUGCUGAUGAAGCACUCUGCUUAUCGCCGGAUGCUCAUCUUUCUCUUAGGACCCAACAGGCAAAACAACCAGAACCGGCGCUGGAGUCCGGCUCAGGCUCGGGAGUUUCUCCUCCUCCACAGCACUCUGGCCCUGAUCACGCUGCACUCUGACCUCAGCUCUCGGCGAACACAUGACCCAGCAGGAUUCAAGUUGCUUUUGAACAGCGUCCCAUCCUCCAGCCCGCUCCUCCCCCUCCACGGAGACCUGCUGGCAUCACUCUACACCCCCGAGGGACAGCCUUACCUUCUUGAGGUGAUGUUUGCCAUGCGUGAGCUGUCGGGGCCUCUGUCUCUCCUGAUAGAGAUGGUGACCUACUGCUCUUACUGUAACGAGGCUUUCUCCCAGGGAGUCCUGCACCUGCUCAAAAAUCAGCUGGAGACGGCUCCGCCCCACGAGCUGAAGAAUGUCUUUCAGAUGCUGCAGGAGCUUCUGGUGAUGGAAGACCCGCUGCAGUCCCAGAGGCUGAAGUACGCCUUUGAGUCGGACAAAGGCCUGUUAGCUUUGAUGCAUCAGAGCAACAACGUGGACAGCAGGCGCUGCUACCAGUGUGUGAAGUUCCUGGUCACACUGGCUCAGAAAUGUCCUCCAGCCAAAGAUUACUUCAAAGACUUGUCUGGCCACUGGAGCUGGGCCGUGCAGUGGUUGCAGAAGAAGAUGACUGAACAUUACUGGACUCCACAGAGCAAUGUCUCCAAUGAGACGUCCACCAAUAAAACCUUCCAGCGUACCAUCUCUGCACAGGAUACAUUGGCCUACGCCACAGCACUGUUAAACGAGAAGGAGCAGUCUGGCAGCAGCAACGGCUCCGAUGGCAGCCCGGCUAAUGAAAACGCAGACCGCAGCCUCCGACAGGGGUCAGAGUCUCCCAUGAUGCUCGGUGAUUCAAAGAGCGAUCUUGAGGAUGUCGACUCCUAACUCCAUCAGCUGGUCGGGUCCGUCCUGCGGAGAGGCAGCCGAGGUCCAGGCAGCCAGAGGAAAGGGCUGCACUUUGCCUGUGAUUGGUCCGGACACUUAGGACUCCACAGGAGGCCAAUCGGGACUCUUUCUCUUGGUCGCUACGGCAACAAAGGAGCUAUGAAUUAAUCAUGAAUUACUUCCUUUCAGAGCUGCCAAGGCGACAAUAGAGAUGCAUUAUCAUUAAGGGCAUUGCAGCUGACCGGGGUGGGAAUAACCUUCCACGAGUCACGGAUGACUUCGGUUUAUGCUUUCACUCACUCGUUCACUUGGAGGACAGGUCCGGGUUGUGUUUUAACAAUUAUCUCCUCAUAUUUGCCAACGUAUUUGCAUAUUCAUGUUGUAAUUAAGAUUUGUUCCAUAGGUGUAAGAUACUAUUUUAAAGUCUGGUGUUUUUCUCCACAGCCAUGCAAAGUGAAGGAGCUAACUCUAGCUGCUCUAGAGGAACUUAGACGUGUACAGAAACACCUCCACAUGCGAGCACUUGGGAGGGGGCGGGUGGGGUUAAGUAUGCACUUUAUAGUCUAGCCCAGGCUAUUGUGAUGUACAGCAGCAGCGUGGUGGCGGGUCAGUUCCUCCAGAGCCAAGCAGAGCUCGUGUCCUCUUCUUCCUUUGCUUCUCAUCCACUUGUGUUUGCAGUGCCACUCACGCGAUCACAUGACAGCUUGCCACUCCAGCCUGUGACUGGACCUUUGACCCGUAGCCACUGGGACACACAGGACAGGGCCGGGUCCGUGACCCUAGCAGUGCCAUGGUCAGCGCUCUCCCUCCGCUCCUUCUUCUUGCUGACCAGCAGCCUCGUGCUAGAUUUUUAUUCCUCUCAUAGCUACGUUUUAUUUCUCUCAGACUCUGGAUGGAUUUAAUCCUGGAGAGGGUCUUUAGAGACUUCAGCCUUAUGCAAGAAAACCUGAUCUGAAGCCGCACAGAUCAGCGUAGGCAGGCCAUCAGUGCCGACUAAGGAGAAGCUCAGGAGCAUGUUUAAUUUUUAGGUGCCAAGGUUACACACAAACACACUUAUUACACGUAUGAAAAACUUGCAAGCGUGUGUCACUCAUAACACAUCCUCAUUUUACUGUUGCCUCUGCUGCAUCAGGUUUGGCUCUUUUUCUUUUCACGUUGCCUUUUGCUUUUGUCUGCCUUUUUUAGCUCACACACACAUAAGCUGAACUCACACACACACACACACACACACACGUGAGCUGAACUCAAACGUAGCUCGAGUUUUCACAGGAGAGAUACGCUCAUGUUACCAUCGUCACCCCUACCGUAAACCGUCGGGAGUCUUAAAGUGCCUUAAUCUCCCGAUACUACCCCACUCCGACUUACCGCCACAUCUUCAGCAGGGCGUGUCCUUACAAGCGUCUCCUGGAGUCGUUUGGAACGAUCGUGGGAGCGUAACAGGGCUCGUUCAUCCUCAUUACCCCUCAGGCUAAUGCACUAAGGGGUCUAUGAAUGUAACUGUCUAAACGUGGGCGUGUGGAGGGGUGGCGACGGGGUUUUGGUGAUGGUAAAAUGCUGCUUCUUUUCACUCUGAUUCAAUCUCUGUAGCUUUGAGGAAAACACACCUAGCAUAGCAGGUUAGCUCUCAGCUUUAACAGAUUGAUGUUUACAGUACGAGGCAUUCAUGCAAACUGAUUUUCUGUUCCAAUCAACAUGCAGUCAGCCCGCCGAGGAGAGGAAAGACGCCUCUUUAGCCCCUCCAAACUCACCCUUCACUCCCCUCUUCCUCCCUGACUCAUUAGCCGUAAAUGUCACGUUUGCAUGUGUGGCAGCAAGUGGUGAAGUUUGUGUUUUUCUGUGUGACAGAUGGGAAAAAAAAAAAGAAACAGAAAAAUCAGCCCCCCGUGUUGUUUGCAGUGUGAUUUGGUAUCAUUAGCACUUUCUGUCACAAGCUAGCACUGCUCGCUGCGGCUGAUUGGCUGCGUGCAGCUCCCUCACUAAACACACAGCCCAUGCCAAGUGACACAAGCUGCCUCCAGCAGAGUCUCCUACUGGUUCGGCCCUCUUCUCUACAUCUCCACGAUUAUUUAAAGAUGGCGGGCGGGAAGUAGGGGAGGGCUUUGAAACAAUCUUAAUUCUGGGAUGCAGGGAGGGAUAUGGGUCAGGAUUGGCACCUAUACGGGUUUUUACUGCGCUUCAAUUUUGAAAGUUCACUUCUGACGUCGCAGGAAUCUGUAAUGCAUGUUAAAACUCAAAUUUUAAUUUGUACAUCAGAGAAUUUGAUUGAGGGGAGGUUUGAUAUAAAAUAAACUGGAAUGCACAA